CGCAUUGCAGUUGUUGGGGUUGAAUGCGCUGCUUUCCUGUCGUUGCCGUGUGUGAGGUGUGGAGUCCUGUAGGUAUCCAUUUUCUGUGGCGGAGAUUUCUUCCAUCUCCAGUUAUUUUAGUCUCUGUCCUCUUGGUGGUUUAGGAUCUUGGUUCCAUUCUCCAGAUCAACAUUUCUGUUAGGGGUGCCUUGGAUUAAUCCUGGUCAUCCAACCGAAACAAAUGUGCAACUAGAAGUUUACGUGACUAUUUUGCACGUGCGUAGAUAGUCGCCGUGUUGGUGCUUGGAUAUCACUGUCUUGGUGCUUUCUUGAUCUUGGCGGAGGAGCUUGACUCUGAUGGCGGACUCUGGAAAGUUAUCUGCCCCUUCCUCUCCGAAGAAGGAAUCUGGUUGUGCAACCAACCAAUUGUCAGAUCCAGCAAAACAACCUGGUAAAGCUGUGAAGGAUCAAUGUCCAACAAGCAGUGCAUCUCCAUCUGCCGAGGCCACGUCCCCAAGCGCUAAGCCUGUAGUUAGAGAACCUGCUCCAGCUCCGACUAAAAACCCUUGGCAUAAAAGUUCUACAGAAAAACCUAUCGCCAGUUCCAAGCCCAAGGAUGGAACGGAAACUUCGCCAGGAGGUGGGUCUGGUGAUGCUACUAGAAAGCAACUUGCAGCUCCCGUGACCACUGCGACCGUCUCUGCGGCUGCCUCUACUAGCACAAUCUCUCCGAUUGCAAAACCAUCAAAUACCACCACUACAGCAAGCGUAGCAACUUCCUCGGGUGUGACAAUGGUAACAUCUACUAGCUCAGCUCCCCAUUCUACCCGAGCGAACACUGCUGCUAGAGGACCAGCCACGACAAAUGCCGCGAAAGGCAAAGGGCGAAACCCACCUCGCUCAAAGACUGAUUUCUCUGAUGCGUCGAGUUGGCCUACGCCUGGAGAAGUUCGACCCAGUCAAGCUUCAAAUGAUGUUGUCACUACCACUGUCCCUUCUCGUAAAGACAGACAACCGCAGCCGUGUGCAUCUACAGGAAAACCACCUGUGAGUGGCCCAACUGCAACCACUGCAGUCAGCUCUGCGGUUCAAAAGCAACAGCAAGUCAAGGAUGUAUCUUCCCCUGCUGCUACCACAGUAACCUCGCCUACGAAAGGGUCUGCAGAUCGAUCUCAGCCUUCUGCUCCACAACCAACUUCAGUCCGGCAAAGCAGUAGUAAACCGCUGCCUUCGUCAGGUGGAAUGGUGGAAAAUGCCACAUCUGAUCGUGACUGGCGUGCUAAGCUAGACAAAAAUCGAAAGAAAAAUCGCAAGUGGGUACCCCUUCCACUAGAGACCCCAUCUGGCCACAAUGCAGCAACGACACAAGCAUCUGGUGGUACACACUCUGGCCAAUGGACAGGCGGUGCUGGUGGGCAGAGCAAUCAGGGUAAUUGGCCGAAUAGUCGCUCAGGUAUGCGUAGUGGGCGAGGUGGUGGCAGUAGUGGUCGCAGCGGAGGCCCUCCUCGUGGCCGCAAGCCGCACCCUCAGCCGUCGUAUGCUGGCAAGAAUCAACACCCUGCUGCCACUAGUGGUGGUGCUGUUAUUGCUUCUGCUGCUAAUACUGGUGUUUCUGCCACUAAUGCUACUGUAACAACAGCUGUGCCUGCUACCAGUACAGCUGCAGUGAAUGGGCAUUCUGCUCCAGCCAAUAACAACCAGCCAAUCUCACCUGAUUCACAUACAAGCCCAAACCAAACAACGGCACAUGCACCAGUGCCCUCUUCUGAAGCUGGCAUAUUUGCUGGUCAGCCGGCUGCUGUUGAACAGCAUGCACCCUUCAUGUAUCCUUCUGCCGUGUUUCCUCCGAAUUCGUUCUUCAAUGGCUCCGGUCAACUUGCUGCAGCUGCUGGCUUUACCCAUCAACAUCCGACUCCAUUUGGAUCUUUCUAUUAUCCACCUCCCCCUGCUGCGGCUGCUUCAGCUGCCUAUAUGCCAAUCAAUGAGAGUAUGAUUAAGGAGUCUAUUCGUAAACAGAUUGAGUAUUACUUCAGUGAUAACAACCUUGCUGGGGACUACUUCCUUCGAACCCAGAUGGACUCUGAAGGUUUCAUUCCCAUUUCUACCAUCGCUGGCUUCCAUCGGAUAUCUGCAAUCACCCAGGAUGUGUCUCUUAUUCUUGAUGCCAUGCGUAAAAGUUCUGAUGUAGAGAUUGUUGAGGACAAGAUGCGGAAGCGGGUUGGCUGGCAUAUUUUUGUAAUAACCCAGCCUAGUGUGCAAGUGCGUGACGUAGCAACAACUGGUACUAACUUGAAUGACCGCGAGACAAGCACCAGUGGUGGAUCAGAGACUACUGUUUCACAGACAACUGGCUCUCCAUCGAGGCGAGGUGACAUGACACCUGACGGUCAGCAUACCGGCGGAUCAUCUGAAGCUGCUGAGGACAGUAACUGGCAGGAAGUCAGUCGCAGAAAGAGAACAACAUCCAUUUCUAAAUCCAAAGAAAAGCCAUUGUCACCAGCCGCUUCUGGAAAGGAAGUUGGAGAAGACCUCGAGUUCGCAUUUGAGGAUGAACUUGAUGCUGGUGGUCGAAAGAAUACUUUUUCUGCUGAUGUUGGCGAAUGGUCAGAAUCUGAGUCUGGUGACGAUGAGAUAGCGGACGAAGAUGUGACCAAAUUGUUGAUCGUUACACAAACUCCACCCCACGCACGCCUUUCUAAGCACCCUGGUGGUGACCGUACUGGUAGCUUUCAAUCGCGUGCUAAAAUGUCUUCGCAGUUAGCUGAAGUUAUCAACGACGGUCUGUUACAUUAUGAAGCAGAUAUCACGGGACUUCAUUCUUAUGACAGUGAUCGCAAGACGGAUAGUGAAUCAUAUAACAAAGUUGAAGUAUUGUCACCGGAAAGGUUUGCAGAGAUGCAGUCGGCCUACAGCAGUGAUUCAUCUUCAGGUGGUUACAGUCAAUCAUCUACUGUUAGCAAGCCUCGAGCCAUGCCAAAACGCAACAAUGCUGAUCAGAACCACCGUGUACCUUUGAAGCGCAUGUCUUCGUCGACUGGUGGAGCUGAGCCUCGCUUUUACCCUGUGCCCAACAAACCAGAACACUCUACGGAGAAGGCUACGCCCAAGAAAUACAAGUCCAAGUACGGAAACAACCCUCCAGUUGAGAGCCACGUCGGUUGGCUGAUGAGUCCUCGUGGAGUUCCAGUUCGUGACCGAGUAGACUCCGAGAGCCGGAGUGGAACCAGUCCUAGUGUAUCAUCAUUUGAUGAACAUCGAUCUGGCUUCACCGGAACACCGCGUUCUUUCCCGAACUUUGAACACCCCUCACACAAGCUGCUGAAGGAGAAGGGUUUCACCCAACAAGCAUACUCCAAGUACUACAUGCGCUGUCUCAAAGACCGCAAGAAGUCUGGUGUUGGACAGAGUCAGGAGAUGAACACAUUGUACCGCUUCUGGUCAUUUUUCCUCCGUCAGCAUUUCAACAGGAAAAUGUAUGAAGAGUUCAAGUCGUUGGCCCGGGAAGAUGCUACUGAGAACUAUCGGUAUGGUCUAGAAUGCCUGUUCCGCUUCUAUAGUUACGGUCUGGAGAAGAAAUUCCGUCCCGAUGUUUACAGUGACUUCCAACAGGAAACCUUGCGGGAUUGCGGAUGUGGUCAACUCUAUGGUUUGGAGAAGUUCUGGGCUUUUCACAAGUACUAUAAGGGCAAAACUGCACUGGUCGUUGUGCCAGAACUUGAGGAGCGCCUUUCCAAGUUCAAACGGCUGGAGGAUUUCCGUGAAUAUGUGAACAGUGCUCCUAGCAGCACAGGUGACUCCAGUAGUUAUGCAUCUGCAGCUGCCUCCGCACACGCUUGUGCAGCAGCCACUGCAAGCGGCUGACCUGUGAAUGCCCGCUGUCUUUCGACCAGGCGUUUACAGAAUGAGAACUUUCAAGUUCAUCCAACCCAUCUUUCGUAGGUAGCUAUUUUGGACAUUACAAGCACAUUACUUUGCUUUAGUCAAUUGUUGUCAGGUUUUUGUUCUCGAGUCCGUGUGUAUCUAACUCGGUAACCUAGGUUAUUUGUAUUGAUAUGGUUCUAAUUUGCCAUUGCCACACGACUUUCUUCGAUGAUCGUCCAUGAUCAACAAAUUGGAGUAGCCAUGUUUUGAUUUUCCAGGAUUACUGUCUCCGUCUUGAAACCAUGUGCAUUGGCUUCAUCCUUUCCAUAUCUCGCUUCACUCUCUUUCUCCCCCUCUCUUUCUCUCCCUCCGUGUGUGGAGUAUAAUUCUCCCACACAUGCUACACAGCCAUUAGCUAUGCUAUCAUGUCUCGACUGCACACUUGCAUGAUGUAGCAUGGCUUGCACCCAGGUUGCUUGAUAAUGCACGCUGUGUACCUGCUACACACACACACAUUCUGCUUAGUAUUAUGAUUUGCAUUUUUUGUACCCAUAACGAUUGUAUUGCUAGGAUACCCCUUGCCUCUUCCACUUCGGUACUGAUCGCUGCCAAUUGCUCAUUUAUUCAGCUAACUGUUAAUUGUUCUAUGGCCGUACUCGUGGUCUACCUAGCGGCUUGUUCUUCUAGGAUAUUAUCAAUGGCAGCAAAGCUCCCGUUACGAAUUUCAAUGCUCACUGAAAAGUCACAGUAUAGGCUCCAGUGUGGUCCAACUUUCAUAAUACUCUUCAUGCAGAAGAUCCUUUUAGUAAUCACCUGUACCCUUGUUUUGUCUUGCUUUAUCUACAUGUAUAUCACGCUAUUAUGCAUUUCUUGCUUUGCCCAUCUUUGUCAGUUGCUCACGGCUGGUUUGUCCCAUAUUAAAAUUUUGUACAUGAAGCGACUGCGUCAUAUUAUGCCGUGCUCCUGUCUCUUUGUAAGAAGUUUUUUUGCGCUGGCCGAUCAUUUUUGCCACCUUGCUUGAUUUCCUCAACUUCGCCCUUUGUCCUAACGCCAGCAAUGAAAAAAGUAGCAAAAGACAAAUACUAUUUCCCAUGGUGCAUGCUUCUACCCACUUACUGUAACCCAUGUCACGACAUUACUAUUGUGUACGAUACCACAAUAGAGCUGAUUUGCUUUCUCCUCUUCUUUCUCUUUACUUUCUUCUCCAUCAGAUCUAUUGUUCGUCAUACUGUGAAGAAGAAAAUUCCAUGCUGUGUAGGCACUUCUGUGUCUUUAGUGCA
Molecule: messenger RNA, 5120 nt
Organism: Sycon ciliatum
Lineage: Eukaryota; Metazoa; Porifera; Calcarea; Leucosolenida; Sycettidae
Exons: 23
Coding region: 337-3840 (1167 amino acids)
Biological process (GO): mRNA stabilization; positive regulation of translation
Cellular component (GO): cytoplasmic stress granule; cytosol
Molecular function (GO): RNA cap binding
Source: RefSeq, a predicted model, not a curated record